Messenger RNA from Aspergillus uvarum CBS 121591, 1125 nucleotides. Its product is annotated as TLC domain-containing protein. The transcript is spliced from 3 exons. The coding region runs from base 1 to 1125 and encodes 374 amino acids. The record is from RefSeq and is a predicted model, not a curated record. NCBI's taxonomy places the organism in Eukaryota, Fungi, Ascomycota, Eurotiomycetes, Eurotiales, Aspergillaceae. Gene Ontology annotation, biological process: lipid homeostasis. Gene Ontology annotation, cellular component: endoplasmic reticulum; membrane.
AUGUUGGACCCAUUUCCCCCGCCGCCAGAAUGGCUGCGUGAAGCUGUUGGGCCCUGGGCUCUCUACCUGAACGUGCCCGCUGUGACCGAACAUGCCCACGAGAUCAUCUUGUCCUUCACCGGCUACCUCUUCAUUCACUACAUCCUCUCCCCCUGUCUCUCUCCGUUGCUUUUCCCCCGCCAUUACCCCAACCUGAGCCCGCGGACCAAGCUCAACUGGGAUGUCCAUGUCGUGUCUCUGGUGCAGAGCACCUUCAUCAACGCCAUGGCCCUAUGGGCUAUGUGGGUGGACGAAGAGCGAUCCUCCAUGAACGCCGCCGAGCGGGUCUACGGCUACACAGGAGUCUGUGGAUUGGUCUCCGCCUGCGCUGCUGGGUACUUUGUCUAUGAUUUGAUCGUCAGUGCCGUCUACAUCAAGAUGUUUGGUAUCGGCAUGCUGUUUCACGCCAUUAGUGCCCUGUGGGUGUUCAGCUUCGGAUUCAGACCCUUCGUAAACUACUACUCUUCGGUCUUCAUCCUCUACGAACUCUCCAGCCCUUUCCUCAACAUCCACUGGUUCCUGGACAAGGUCAACAUGACCGGUAGCAAGCUCCAGUGGUACAACGGCAUGCUGCUCCUCUUCACCUUCUUCAGCUGUCGCCUUGUCUGGGGUACCUGGCGAUCCGUGGACGUCUACAAGGACAUGUGGUACGCCCUGAAACAAACCUGGGAUGCUACCGACGUGGCCACCGCGCUCAACCAGUCCUAUGCCAGAUACACCGCCACCGGUACCCCAACCUGGUUGGUUGUGACCUACGUGAUCUCGAACGUGGUCCUCAACUCUCUCAACUACUUCUGGUUCUCCAAGAUGGUCGAGACCGUCCUCAAGCGAUUCCGCGGACCCGCCGCUGGCGAGAAGGAGAAGGGUUCCAAGGGAGCAGUGACGGACUCCACCAAGGCCGAGAAGCUCAAGCACCUGAAGGAGGACAUUGCUCAGAAGGUUGUCUUGGAAGCUGCUUCGAAGCUGGAGCAGGAGGAAGGCAGCCCUUUCUUGGAGGAUGUGUCCGAGGAGAAGCUUGCUUCCGCCGUGGAUAUGGGUCUCGCAGAGGAAUUGAGAAAGAGGAAGGCUCAUGUGGCCGCCGCAUAG